Neohortaea acidophila is the source of this 936-nucleotide messenger RNA. RefSeq lists its product as uncharacterized. Gene Ontology annotation, cellular component: nucleolus. Lineage: Eukaryota; Fungi; Ascomycota; Dothideomycetes; Mycosphaerellales; Teratosphaeriaceae. Gene Ontology annotation, biological process: maturation of SSU-rRNA from tricistronic rRNA transcript (SSU-rRNA, 5.8S rRNA, LSU-rRNA). The transcript has a single exon. The coding region runs from base 1 to 936 and encodes 311 amino acids. The record is from RefSeq and is a predicted model, not a curated record.
AUGGACUUUUGCCUUUCGAUCACUCGAGACGCCACUUCAUCUUCAAUCUUUGAGCAGAAACCGAACAUUAUGGCGGUAUCAAUCGGCAAAAGGAAAAGAAAGGACAUCGACGACGAUGGGCGCGGGAGUGGGGAUGAGCAUGACGACGCGAUGCGCGCGCUCUUCCAGAAGGCAUUCGAGGCAAAAUUCAAACCGUUAGAACGGCAGCAGCCUGUUGUCGACGAAGACGCAGAGUCAAGCGAUCAAAACGAAACUCCGCCAGAAGAAGACUCUGAUUGGAGCGGCCUGUCAUAUGACGAAGAUGACGAGGAGAUCGAAACCUUCCACCACGACUCAUCGGCCAUCGACCAAGCACAACUGGAUGCACACGACAGGAAAUCCUUCAUGUCCUCCCGACCACCAACAUCAACCGGCCAACCCAGCACCUCCAAAACACAAACCGCAUCCUCUCAGCAAAAAGCCGACCCAACCGAAGUAACAAAUCUAAAACACGACCUAGCCCUGCAAAGACUCCUCAAAGAAUCCCAUCUUCUAGACCCGGAAUCCUUCCAAUCCGGCAGCAGCGGCGCAUCAACACCUACCACCUCCGGCAAAACACGCCUCAAAGCCCUCGACCUCCGCCUUCAAGACUUAGGCGCAAAGCACCCCGCCACCCAACAGCAGCGCAUGCCUCUCUCCCAUCGCAAAGGCAUCGCGGCCAAAGCGGCGGGCCGCGAGCAGCAGCGGCGCAAGGACGCGGUGGAGAAUGGGGUCAUUUUAGAGAAGGCGCGGAGUGCUGGUGUUGCUGGUUCUGCCAAGGGGCCGGUCAAGCGGAGGGAGAGGGGGAUUGGGGGACCGACGGUGGGGAAGUUCAAGGGGGGCACUUUGAGGCUGAGUGAGAGGGAUGUAAGGGCUAUUCAGGGGAGGAAGAAGGGGAAGGCGGGUGGGAGGCGGUGA